Trachymyrmex cornetzi is the source of this 1160-nucleotide messenger RNA. Its product is annotated as Chorion protein 18. The record is from RefSeq and is a predicted model, not a curated record. NCBI's taxonomy places the organism in Eukaryota, Metazoa, Arthropoda, Insecta, Hymenoptera, Formicidae.
UCACGUAAAGGGUCCAUGUCCAAAGGUGGGUGGGUGUGUCGGAUAGUGACCUUCUUACACAAUGAACGAGAGACUAACAUCAUCAACGGAUAUGAUUUGAAGGGAUCAGCGGGGGCGCGGUCGGAGAUCCUAGAAGAGUAUAUAAAGUCUGCUGAAGUCGGUCGUAGUCACAUUCAAGCAAUCCCAGUCUGCACGAUGAAGACCCUCUUCAUUUCGUUUGCCCUGUGCGCCAUUGUUGCUGCGUCGCCUUUGAGCGGUCACGGAUAUUACGGUGGCCAUGGAGGUUACGGUGCUCACGGAGCUUAUGGAGCUUACGGAGGUCUAGGCUACGGCGCACAUGGAGUAGCUCUUGCUGGACCAAUCCUUGGAGCGGCGAGUGUCACGGGUCCACACGUGGGUGCCACUGCCGUUUCCGCUCCAGCGAUAGGGCCGGCUCGUUUAUCCGGAUCGAUGGCUGGUCCUGCUCACGUGUCGGGUGCCGUUGCUGGGCCAGCUGUUGUGACUGCAUCGGUCGCUGGUCCAGCGCACGUAGAAGGCUAUGGUGGUCCAUACGAUGGCGCUUAUGGUGGGUAUGGAGAUGGUGCCUAUGGUGGAUAUGGAGGUGGCUAUGGUGGUAAUUAUGUCGGAGGUUACGGAUAUGCGGCUGGUCCUGCUGCUUAUGGUGGUUACGCAGGAUAUGCUGGCGGUCACGGAGGGCAUGGGGUAGUCGUUGCUGGACCGGCUACUCAUGGUGCCGUUCUGGCUGGACCUCAUUCCGGAAGUGCAGCUGUUUCUGGACCGCAUGCCGGUUCGGUGGUGAUUGCCGGUCCUUCCGGAAAGAUUACGGCCCAUGGAAGCGGUUACGGUGCCGCCAUCCAGGCCGGCCACGGCCACGGCCACUGGUAACGCGCGCACAACUAUCUGCGAUACAUAAAAGAAAAGAAUCUCUCUGAAUUAUCAUCGAAAAAAAAUAGAAUACCGUUUCCAAUUCCUCCCUGGUUUUCUAAGAGAGAUCAAAGAAGUAUUAUAUGGGGGGUAUAAAAUUGCUGCAACACGAUGACGUUUGUCGUGCUCGAUGCUCUCGGUUCAUAGUGUGCGCAUGGAUACUUACAUCUCUUUUCUGUACGAAUGGAAUAAAUUUUCUUCUUUACAAAAGAAGAUAUUCAUGUAAUAUAAAAUAA